AUGUCCGCGUCGCCCGAGUUCUUCAAGCCCGCCGCGCCGGCCUUCUCGCCGGCCUGCGCCGCGCAGCCGCCGCUCGUGUUCGCCGGGGACGACGACGACUACUACUGCAAGACGCCGACAGGCAGCAGGAUCUCCUACCUGAGGGAGCCCACCACGUGCCCGCCGGCGCCCAGGAAGCCGCCGUGCAGGAAGCGCCUCUUCCAGGCCCAACCUCAGGCUCAGGGGAUCAGCAUCAGCGUCAGCCUGCUGCCGAGUGCUCCUCCGUCCCUGUCAUCAGCCUCCGCCUCGACGAGCUCGAGCGCCUUUUCCGCCCGCACCCACCACCACCGACAAGCGACGCCGCUCCAGCUCCGUCUCCGCCUCCGCCUCCGCCUCCGCCAACAAACGCUGCGCGGCUUGAAUUGA
This is a messenger RNA of Miscanthus lutarioriparius, 405 nucleotides long. Lineage: Eukaryota; Viridiplantae; Streptophyta; Magnoliopsida; Poales; Poaceae. The record is from the annotation of a GenBank genome assembly.